AUGGCUCCAUCAUCGAGCCAGAAGGGGACAGGGAAGAAGGGGGGUGCCAGCGCAAUUCGCCAACAGCAGCAACAGCAGCAGCAGCGGAGCCGCAACACCACCCCCGGCCCCGCGCCCCCAUCUGCCAGUCUUCCUCCAUUCGAAACUAUCGAGACCGAAACCAUCGAGCUGCGUUUUGAUAUCUUUCGCAAUCUGACCUUCGAGGACAUGGUGGAUCCACCCGCCUCUAGCACGCCGAUCCCCGACUCCAAAAGCCUCGACGGCAUCCUCACGCGUCUGCAGCGACUGGGCGAUGUGAUAGAGAAAAGAGGAAGCCAUUGCGACCGCGGAAUGAGGCUGCUCGCUCUGAGCCGUAGGCAGAGGAUGGAUGAGCUCGCCAUGGAGCGGGGCAGAGAAGAAGAGCGGAGACAGCGUGCCGCCGACGACGGGGAACGCGAAAGAAAAUCAAAUAAGAAGAAGCGCAAAGGCGCAGACUCGCUCGCACCCAAUGCCGGGAACACGGAACGAUCAUCGCCCCUCCGCGACUCGACAGGAAAAGCUAGAAAAUUAUCUCGUGGCAAGGACUCGGCUAGUUCCUCACUUUCGCCGGUUGCGCCCCGGACGCCGAGCAACAUGGACGUCGAGGACAAAGCCAAGACCGAAGCGAACGACGACGACUCUAGUUCUGACGAUGGCCGUCCGCCACCCCCCGCGCGGCCGCAAGCCAAUACAUUCGGCGAUGAUCCUUCUACGUUCCCCGACCCGACCGUUUACGAGAUCCUACCCAUACAACCGGGCAUGACCGAGGACGAAAUAAAAGAAAUAUACUCGGUCGCAGGAUACCCCAAGAGCGACCUGGCAGACCUCAUCGCCGGCGAUCCCCCAGACAAAGACUUCAGUAGCGCCAAGCCCAGCAACCAGAUCAACUUCAGUACCUUCAGCACCUACAUCGAGCCAUACUUCCGGCCCUUCACAGAGGAAGAUCUUGCAUUUCUUCGGGAGCGAGGCGAUCGCAUGAUACCAUUUGUCAUGCCGAAACGAGGCAAGAGACACUACACGGAGAUUUGGGCCGAGGAGGAUGCAUGGAUGGAUGAGGUGGCCGAGACUGACAAGCUCUCCGUCGGCCCCCUCCUGUCACGGCUCCUCCAAGCCAUGCGUCCGGAGCAUCGCGCACCACCAGCCGAAGACAAGCCGAGUGGUCUCAACGGCAUCGGCGGCGAUGGCGACGGCACUAACGGAGUCGCUACCUUUGACUUUAGCUUCGGCGAUAACCCACCAACCAGCCAAUCUAACGGCGGUGCUAAUGGCGUCAACGGCACGCCCUCUCAACGAACCCCGACCUACCCCCACAACCCCCAAGCCCUUCCGGCCGCAACCUACAUGCCAGAGUCCAACAGCGAACCCUUGGAAAAAAGGCCACCCACCCAAAAACUAGACUACACCCAAGUCGACGAACGCAUUAAGCAGGAGCUCCGCCAUAUCGGUUUCCUCCCUCUCCUCUCCCAAGACGCCCCCAACACCAACGGCGGCGGAUCCUCCAACAACCCAAACGGCACCAACUCCUCCGGACCCGGCGGCAGCGGCAGCGGCGCCAACAACGGCAGCAACACCAACGGCGGCAGCAGCCUAUCCACCGCCGCCGACCCCGCCGCAACAGCCGAAUACGACGGGCACUACGACGACGAGGUCGCCGCGCGCAUGCGGCUUCUCCAAGCCCGGCUGCGCGAGCAGGUGCUCGUCAACGGCGCGCGCAAGGCGCGCCUCACCGAACUCGUCAAGGAGCGCAUGGCCUUCCAGGAGUACCAGACCAUCCUCGAGGACCUCGACUCGCAGGUCCAGGCUGCCUACCUCAAGCGCACGCGCACCAUGGGCAAGAAACCCAAGAAGGCCCGCCCGGGCCAGUCGGCGGCCGCGGCCGCUGCUGCCGCUGCCGCUGCGGGCGGGGGUGCCGGGGCGGGUAUGGCGCGGCCGGGGAUUGGGGAUCUGACGAGGACGGUGAUGGAGCGUAGGAGGCGAAAGGAUUGA
This is a messenger RNA of Chaetomium globosum CBS 148.51, 2004 nucleotides long. RefSeq lists its product as uncharacterized. Gene Ontology annotation, cellular component: SAGA complex. Lineage: Eukaryota; Fungi; Ascomycota; Sordariomycetes; Sordariales; Chaetomiaceae. The record is from RefSeq and is a predicted model, not a curated record. The transcript has 3 exons. Gene Ontology annotation, molecular function: transcription coactivator activity. Gene Ontology annotation, biological process: regulation of transcription by RNA polymerase II. The coding region runs from base 1 to 2004 and encodes 667 amino acids.